Molecule: messenger RNA, 14338 nt
Organism: Podarcis lilfordi (Lilford's wall lizard)
Lineage: Eukaryota; Metazoa; Chordata; Lepidosauria; Squamata; Lacertidae
Source: the annotation of a GenBank genome assembly
AAAUAAUUCCACCCACCUACUAGACUGUGUAUCCCUGGCACUUGCAGUUCUAAAAUGCAAGCACUGAUGUGGCCCAUGUCGGUAAUAUCACCAGCUGAGCAGUACUUCUGAACUUCAAUUAGGCAUGUUACUAGGGUUGUGCAUCAGAUUUUGCCAAGGCCAGGGCCAAAUCAAGCAUAUUCAGAGGGCCUUCAACGAGGUGUGGACCGCUACAGGUCAGGGUGGAUGGCCCAGAGCAAUCUGUGUCUGUCUGGGAGUGGGGCUUCAGGUAGGAAGGCAAACCCUCCAAGUGUUCCUAUUUCCCAGAGACCACCCCAGAUUUACUGAAGCUGUCCCAGUUUCUGAUUUGAUCCCAGAAUGUCCUGCCUUUCCUUAGGACGUCCCUGUUUUCACUGGAUAAAUGUUGGAGGGUAUGGAGUUAUGUGACCCCUGAGCCAAGGUGAUAAGUAACUAAACAACCUUUAGAAGACACCUGAAGGCAGCCCUGUAUUGGGAUUUUUUUUAAAUGUUUAAUGUUUUAUUAUGUUUUUAUAUAUGUUGGGAGUCACCCAGAGGAGCUGGGGCAACCCAGUCAGAUGGGUGGGGUAUAAUAAUAAUAAUAAUAAUAAUAAUAAUAAUAAUAAUAAUAAUUUUCAUUGGAGAAAUGUUGGAGGGAAUGGGAAGGAUAGGCAGGCAUUGGGCCAAGACCUACCCUGAUCACCAGCUGUGUGAAGGCAGGAGCCAGCCGCCUGAUUCUCCUUCCUGCCUGUUGCAUAGCGUUCCUUUGAAAGCAGUUUCUCUGAAGAUGUACGGCUUGCAAACGAGCAGGAAUUGUGGCUCUGCUGAGCUGCUCUUCAGCAUAAUCACAGAUCCUUCCUUGUGCAGAUUGGUCUCUUGCAAGUGCCUUCUGCCUUCUAUAUUUCAGGCUUCCUAACACAACAAGCCAGUUUGCACAAGAAAUAAGCUCAGGAACCAUAGGUGACCCAGGGGAUCAUUUGGGUGCUCGGGAAAGGAUCAUCAACAUUUUGGGGACCUGUAGCCUCGUAUUAAAUUUUGAGAGUGGGCAACACGCGAUCUGCCUUUCAGACGGACAGAGAGAAAGCACAACCCCACUUUGUUCUGUAUAAGAAUCUGAUUCAGUAGAAUAAAAGAUCCUCUGAAAUUUGCAUGGUUUUAUAUGGGGGUCCCUUCAAAAGCAAGCAUUAGAGAGAGAGGCUUCUCCUUCAAAGGCAAACCAGAGGCAGAACGGAAACAAUAACCAGAAAACAGGGUACAUAAGGCUGGUUCUGAAGAGUGUUUGAAGUGAAUGUUGAGAGGGAGCAGAAAUAGGUUGGUGACAUUCAGGAAGACAUGGCUUGGGGGAGGGGCAAACAUUUUCAGUAACAUCACAUGCAACACACUCAUAUGUGCUCUUCCCAGAAAUCUGGCAAAAUAGGGGCAGUGGAAGAAUCAGGGAAGAGCAGAGUUCCAGGGAAACAGUUAUAAACAAUGAACUAGAAGUCUUAGUAAAAAAACCAAAACCCAGUUUGUGGAACAUUUGGGCCCGGCAAGCAUGGCUAAUGCCCAGGGGUCAUGGGAGUUGCAGUUUGGCAACAUCUGGGGGCCCAAAGAUUCCGCAUAACUGGUAUACACCGUCAUCACUGUGUCUCUCCUUUACUUCUGUGUCUCCUCCUGUGAGUGAUCCUGACUUGGGUCCUGUCUAGCAUCAUUAGUUGAGCAGUAUAGUCAAACAACCAGUUUCUUAUCAGUUUGCCAGCUACAUUCCCCUGUGCCUCAAAUCAUGGUGCUGUUUUGUCAAUGAUUUGAGCACCCCAAAUUAUUUAGAAGUGCACUAGUUUGCAAAUAAUCCUAAUGGUAAUCAUAAUCAACAUGAACCAACAUGGUCUCGCAUUCUUUCAUUUUCAGUGGGGCUGUCCUGCUAAUCUAGCCAAAUCCUGAACCGAAUCAGGCCAUUUUUUUGUCAAUUUGUGCUAAUAAUAAUAAUAAUAAUAAUAAUAAUAAUAAUAAUAAAAUAGCAGUACACUUCAAAGCAAGCUAAGAUGGAGAAUUGGAUCAACAGAAAUAGCUACAUCAGUGAUGCCACUUCCCCACUGGCUAGAGGAGAUGGUCAUGUCACCUGGUUUAUCAUUAGAAUGAUUCCCAUUAAAAUAUAUAAAAAAACUGCAUUUAAUAAUUAGACUAUAGAAGAGUUUGGCAUAAUCAUUAAUCAUAUUAUCUUUUGAUUCCCUAUCUGCCUUUAAAGGGGAGAAGUCUUGAACCAGUUCUUUCUGGGUAUUCCAGUAUCUGUUAAUAACAUCUAUUAGGCAACUAUCUGGGAACAUUCUCACUCUAAUUUACAGUCCUUUCCAGAAAAUGAAUCAAUGCCCAGCUCUUUCCAGCUAUUGCCACAUACCUCCUCUCCUUGGCUUACAAAAUACUCCAGCUAAGAGUUGUCCUUGCAUUGGUAUCACUCUGCUCCAGUUUGGGCCCUUCAACUAUCUGACAACCUGAGCUCAUGCCUCAUUUUGGUUCUGCUUCCUCUAGGUGAGUAGAAACCAGAAGUCCUGGGUUUUUAUUCUUCUAUUAUUUCUUGAAAGGGAACGGGUAGUGGAUGUGAAACAGGAGCAGGAGGCUUGUGCCAGGAACUGGGGCAAAAUUCAGUUUUGCUCAUAUGUGAAGGCAAAUCGACAUAACCCACACUUUCUGGAACAAUACUCGGACCAAGGCACAGCCACUCUUCAAAAUUAACCAACUGUUCUCCAAAUUUCUUUAAGCAUUUAUUUAGCCAAGAAAUGUGUACAAGAAUGCAUGUAUUUCAGUAAAGUGUGCACGAAAAUGCACGUGUUAGAAUGUGAAUUACCUGUGGCCAAAUCUUGGGUCCCCCAAUUAUUAGCUGGGGCAAUCAGAAUAAGAUCCACUAUUUGACUGCUGAUUCAGGACCCUAAACUGUGUUUUAUAUAAUCAUGUUUUAUACAAUCGAUAUAUUCUGUGUAUAUCACAAUGUCCUUUUUUUGCUAUGGCUGAUGGCUGACGCAAAUAAAGUUUCAUUCAUUCAUUCAUUCAUUCAUUCAUUCUUGGGUCCCCAAUCAAAUCAGGAUGCAGACAGCAUGGAUUUAGGUAGCCCUCAGUUGCUCCAGAUUGGAUUGUGCACACCCAGAGUGAGUAUGGGCUGUGAUUCAGUUCAGGCUUUGAAUCAUCCUAGGUGGGACUGUGGCCACUCCUAUGUACUGCUUCGGACUUUUAAUCUGAUUGGGGUGGGGAUGGCCGUAGAAGCUCUGCACAGCCCUAUAUACCGUAUUGGUAAAAAUAGCAGACAAUCAUUUCAUUAAGAAACAUUGCUUUGCAAAAACAUGUAUAUUAGGCAAAAUUGCAUAAAAACAUGUGUAAAUCAGGAUAAAUUAGGACAUUAAAAAAAUCAACGAAUUGUUGGAAAUGUGGAGAACUGAACUUGAGAUUGGGAAAAAUGUGAAACUAAAAGAAUCAAAACUUGAGAGAACUGCCCAUCCCAUUUGUGGCCAACCCUAACUCUAAAUCCCAUCAUCCCCAGCCAAUAUGGCGAAUGGUCAGAGAUGACAGGAGCAGUAGUCCAAUAACAUCUGAAGGGCUGUGGGAUCUCCAGCCCUCAGCUAUAGCAAGAAGGUCAAGAAUCUUUGAGGGUCUUUAAAGGGAAAAGGUGAAGGGAAAGAAAAAGUCUGCAUAGAGACUGCCAGUUGCUUUAGUAAUGAGAAUCAGUGCAUAGCCCUUGCUGGCUCUACAGAUCUAUGUGAGUAGAACUGCCAAUCAACCAAGAAAAAAGGGAGAAACAGCUUGCUAGGUUUCUAUGUCUCUCCUUCUGGCAAGAUCAGAGAAAAACAAUGGGGAAUGCUGGUAUUUUCUUUGAAAACAUUAACGUUUUCUUUUAAAAAAUGGUAUUCUAUUCAUUAAACAUUACAGAAUUAAAAAGAACCACACCUAAUUUAUUUCAAUUGCAAGCUUGUACAAAACAAAACGUAGCACAGAAGCAAGGGAAAUAUCCAUCAAUAAUAGUAUGAGCUCUCUGCUCUUGUGCAUUUUCUUGCUUUGUAUGUAAGAACACAAGACUAGCCUGCUGGAUCACACCCAAUGGCCCAUCUUUUUUUUAAAAAAAAAUUAUUUGGUUUUUCAGAAUAAAAUCUUACAAUCACAUAUCCAACAUACAACAUAAAAACAAGAUUCCAAAGAAUCUCCUGGACUUCCCUCCUCCCCUUUGUGGGUCCUAUUGUUAAUCAUUUCCUCCUGCAUCUUUGAUGAUAAUCCAAAUCUUUUACAUUUCCAUGUCAUAGACUCAUAGAAUCAUAGAAUCAUAGAAUCAUAGAAUCAUAGAAUCAUAGAAUCAUAGAGUUGGAAGAGACCACAAGGGCUAUCGAGUCCAACCCCCUGCCAAGCAGGAAACACCAUCAGAGCACUCCUGACAUAUGGUUGUCAAGCCUCUGCUUAAAGACCUCCAAAGAAGGAGACUCCACCCACUCCUUGGCAGCAAAUUCCACUGUCGAACAGCUCUUACUGUCAGGAAGUUCUUCCUAAUGUUUAGGUGGAAUCUUCUUUCUUGUAGUUUGGAUCCAUUGCUCCGUGUCCGCUUCUCUGGAGCAGCAGAAAACAACCUUUCUCCCUCCUCUAUGUGACAUCCUUUUAUAUAUUUGAACAUGGCUAUCAUAUCACCCCUUAACCUCCUCUUCUCCAGGCUAAACAUGCCCAGCUCCCUUAGCCGUUCCUCAUAAGGCAUCAUUUCCAGGCCUUUGACCAUUUUGGUUGCCCUCCUCUGGACACGUUCCAGUUUGUCAGUGUCCUUCUUGAACUGUGGUGCCCAGAACUGGACACAGUAUUCCAGGUGAGGUCUGACCAGAGCAGAAUACAGUGGCACUAUUACUUCCCUUGAUCUAGAUGCUAUACUCCUAUUGAUGAGGCCCAGAAUUGCAUUGGCUUUUUAGCUGCCACGUCACCCUGUUGGCUCAUGUCAAGUUUGUGGUCAACCAAGACUCCUAGAUCCUUUUCACAUGUACUGCUCUCAAGCCAGGUGUCCCCAUCUUGUAUUUGUGCCUCUCAUUUUUUUACCCAAGUGCAAUACUUUACAUUUCUCCCUGUUAAAAUUCAUCUUGUUUGUUUUGGCCCAGUUCUCUAAUCUGUCAAGGUUGUUUUGAAGUGUGAUCCUGUCCUCUGGGGUGUUAGCCACCCUCCCAAUUUGGUGUCAUCUGCAAAUUUGAUCAGGAUGCCCUUGAGUCCAUCAUCCAAGUCGUUGAUAAAGAUGUUGAAUAAGACCGGGCCCAAGACAGAACCCUGUGGCACCCCACUAGUCACUCUUCUCCAGGAUGAAGAGGAACCAUUGAUGAGCACCCUUUGGGUUCGGUCAGUCAGCCAGUUACAAAUCCACUGAGUGGUAGCAUAGUCAAGACCGCAUUUUACCAGCUUCUUUACAAGAAUCUCAUGGGGCACCUUGUCAAAUGCCUUGCUGAAAUCAAGGUAGGCUACAUCCACUGCGUUCCCUUCAUCUACCACGCUUGUAAUUCUGUCAAAAAAUGAGAUCAGGUUAGUCUGACAUGACUUAUUUUUCAGAAAUCCAUGCUGACUAUUGGUGAUCACAGCAUUCCUUUCUAGGUGCUCACAGACUGUUUGCUUAAUGAUCUGCUCCAGAAUCUUCCCUGGUAUUGAUGUCAGACUGACUGGGCGGUAAUUAUUUGGGUCCUCUCUUUCCCCCUUUUUGAAAAUAGGGACAACAUUUGCCCUCCUUCAGCCUGCCGGGACUUCGCCUGUUCUCCAGGAAUUCUCAAAGAUGACUGCCAGUGGUUCUGAGAUCACAUCUGCCAGUUCUUUUAAUACUCUUGGAUGCAGUUCGUCUGGCCCUGGAGACUUGAAUACAUCUAAACUAGCCAAGUAUUCUUGUACUAUCUCCUUAGUUAUUCUGGGCUGUGUUUCCUCUGCUGAAUCAUUUGCUCCAAAUUCUUCAGGUCGGGCAUUGUUUUCUUUAUCGGAGAAGACUGAGGCAAAGAAGGCAUUGAGGAGUUCAGCCCUUUCUGUGUCCCCUGUUUGCAUUUCACCAUCUUCUCCUCUGAGUGACCCCACUGUUUCUUUGUUCUUCCUUUUGCUACGAACAUACCCAUAAAAGCCUUUUUGUUGCUUUUAACCUCUCUAGCAAGCCUGAGUUCAUUCUGUGCUUUAGCUUUUCUGACUUUGUGUCUACACGUGCUGGCUAUUUGUUUGAAUUCCUCUUUGGUGGUUUCCCCCCUUUUUCCAUUUUUUGUACACAUCCUUUUUUUAAUCUUAACUCAGUUAAAAGUUCUUUAGAUAGCCACCCUGGCUUCUUUAGGCACCUUCCAUGUUUCCGUCUCAUUGGUAUUGUCUGACGUUGUGCUUUUACUAUCUCCCUCUUAACAAACUCCCAGCCAUCAUGAACUCCCUUUCCUUUUAGUAUUACUGUCGAUGGGAUCUCACCCAGCACUUCCCUAAGGUUUUAUGAAGUCGGCUUUCUUAAAGUCAAGAAAUUGAGUCCUAGUAUGCUUGGCUGCUCCUUUCCGCUGUAUAGUAAACUUCAGAAGAGCAUGAUCCCUCACGCCUAAUGAUCCUUCCACUUCUACGCCACUAACCAGGUCAUCAACAUUGGUUAGGACCAGAUCUAAAAUCGCUGUUCCUCUUGUUGCUUCUCCCAUUACAUUCCAAACAUAGUCCCAUUACAUUCCAAACAUAGAAAUGAAUUACAUUCAUUUCCAUUACAUUUUUACAUGUCCAAAAUUCAGCAUUAAACUACAAGUGUUAUUCCAAUCCUACUAACAAUUUUAGCUGUUUGCAAUGGUUUUAAGAUAAAUUAUACAUUUCCCCACCCAAUGACCCAUCUAGUCCAACAUCCUGUUCUCACAGUGGCCAGUCAGAGGCCUAUGGGAAACCAAGCAGCAGAACAUGAGCACAGAUAACUCUCCCCUCCUGUGGUUUCUAAUCAAUCCCUGUGAAUAUGAUUGAAAAUGGUUUCCCAUAUACAGCGUGAAGAACACUGGGGAUAACUUUUUGCUUGGCAAAAUUCCAUGGUGUUCCUGAAAAAGAUCGCAUCCCGUUUCAAAACUGCAGUGUGUUCCAAUAUCACAUCACAGGCUCUCUGGGAAAACAUACAGAUUCCAUUUGUGCCAGUUUCCACAUCUCACUAAACCGGUUGUUCUCAAGUGUUGGCUCCAAUCCCUGACUUAUAAAAUCCCUGUGUGUAAGCUCAUAGCUGUAUCCAUUGCCCUUUUUGGAACAGAUCUUCUUGAAGUCCUCCCUAGCUUUUGAUCAUCGCAACACCAUGAAGGCUCUCCUGUGCACAGGCCUCCUCUUGGCCUUGUUUUCACUAGGUGAGUAGAAACCAGACAUCCUGGGUUCCAGUAAUUUACUCUAAAAUAGGGAGUGGUUGGUGGAGCUACAGCAAGGAGACUGAAAAGCUAAGGUGCUCUUAGAAAUGAAAACUAGCAGAUGGGCAAAGCAGUGAAGAGCAGGAGGAUUUGGGAAGCAGGGCUAGCAUCUUGGAGUAGGGAGAAAAAAUAAAUUACUAUGCAGACAACUAGGGUUGCCAUAUGUCUGGAAUUUCCUGGACAUAGGCGGAAAAUGGCAGCAGAAAACAGUGUCAGGACAGAAAUCUCUGAAAUGUCCGGGAAAAUCCGGACGUAUGGCAACCCAUGUCGAAAGUCUAGAUAAAAAAGCUUAAUAACUUUUGUGUCCAGAUUUUCACUUUUUGAAAUAUGGUAACCCUAAGAUGCCUAUGUUUGGAAUUGUGGCUUCUGGGUUACAGUGUCACAAAACUGCUUGUUUCUAGAGCCUUGGAAGCUGCUGUUCUCUGAGGGACGAGGCCCUUGUUCCUAGGCUGCAGGUCUGUGGAUGGUUUCCUUAACCCCACUGAAGCUGCAGGGAAAGGGAAGGGAGAACACCUCCUUGGGGGCGAGAUGAGAAGAGGAAAUGAGGAGAAAACAUGAAAGGAACGAAGCGAGAGGUGGUUUCUCCAGCCAAGCCAGCAAUGCCUUCCCUGUAGUAGUUGGUAGUGGGCUAUUUGGGCUAUUUUUGGGUAGUGGGCUAUUUGGAGAUGAUUCUUACUUGGCAGACACACACACAUCCAGAAUGCACGGAGCAGAAAUACAGGAAAUACAGGGCAAACUGUGUCCUGUAUUCAAUCAACACAUAGCAUUUUACAUUGAAAUCUGGGAUGAUCCUGUAUUUUAAAGGAUGGGCAGCAACCCUAUUCCAAAGUGGGUCUAUUUAAUAAAUGAUAGUAAUAUUUGCAUUCUCGUUUUGUAUUUUUAUGUUGUGAAGCACCCUGUUAUCUCCUGAUGAAAACUGGUAUACAAAUUUAAUAAACAUAAACGACAACAACAAGCAGGGAUAGCUCACUUGGUAGAGCACAAGACUCUUAAUCUCAGAGUUGUGGGUUCAAGUCCCACAUUGAGCAAAAGAUUUGGGAAGACCUUUCUGACAGUAAGAGUUGUUUGGCAGUGUAAGUGACCAUCCUUCAGAAGGUUGUGGCUUCUCUUUCAUUGGAGGUUUUUAAGCAGAGGUUGGACGGUCAUCUGUCAUGGAUGCUUUGGUUGAGAUUCCUGCAUUGCAGGGGGUUUGGACUAAGGGACUGUUGUGGUCCCUUCCAAGUCUACAAUUCUAUGAUUCUAAUAGCAUCUGCCAGCACUGGCUAUACUGUUUGUCUGUAGCUGUAGGGUAGGUGUCAGCCCUAGAUUGCUCUGCUGGGGCACAUGAGCUGGGGCAGGUUCCCAAGCAUCCUAAAAACUGAUUCUACACCUAAAUGAGUUGGCCUGGAGUUGUGUAUUUGUGGAUAUCCCAGUACAUCUCCCCUGGAUGUUCUACUUUUGUUUUAAGAGCGAAGAAAGGAAGCUUCCAUCCUCUUUACUUAAUGAAAUAUAAGGUAACUUUGCUGGCAGAAUUGUACCCAGCUUCUGAAAAAGAAGGAAAGCCUACCAGGAGAUAGGAUGAUUGAAAUGAACUUGGUGCUCAUUUAUUAAACAUAAUUUCAAUUUUCAAAUUCUUUAUUAAACUGAAUUGCCUUAAUUCAAAAUAGGUUAACGUGGUUUCCAAAGUCGAGGGAAUCUGUCGUUGUCUCCCAUCUUAAGCCCAAGACCCUCUGGCUCCAAGGCUCAAAAGAAGAUGUGUUGUGGUGUAUGUUAAUGACACUGAGCCUUCCUGAUCCCCUUUCCUGUUUGUAGGGGCAACGCUACAAUGUACAACUUGUCAGUAUGGGCUGAAAAACUAUUGUGAAAACCGAGAGGCACAUAGCUGCCCAGCUGAUACGUGCCUCAAAGGUGUUCUGGAUAACAAUAUAUGUGAGUAAGAAAGGUUUCAUUCUUUCUACUGAAUGUGCACACAGCCCUUUUCAAAAGACACCUUCCGCACGUAGUAACUGCAUGCUGGGAAAUCAAAGAACUAAAGUCAGGUCCAUGCGUGAAUCAGCCCUAAAAUACACAGAGCUGUCAUUCUUCAUCCUGUAACCUUUCAUCACAGAAGGAAUUGUGGGGACUGCCAUUUUGCCAGUCUAUAGCUUUUUUAAUGUGUUUGUGGGAGGUGCUAUUGGUUUUCAUUGUUAUUAUUAUUAUAUGUAUUUUGUGUUUUCAUUUUGCAUUUUAAUGCUGUAAACUGCCCUGUGAUCUUUGGGUGAACAGUGGCAUAUAAUUUUAAAUAGAAAGAAAGAAAGAUAGAUGAUGACAGAUAGAUGAUAGAUGAUAGAUAGAUGAUAGAUAGAUAGAUAGAUGAUAGAUAGAUAGAUAGAUAGAUAGAUAGAUAGAUAGAUAGAUAGAUGAUAGAUAGAUAGAUGCUAGCUAGCUAGCUAGCUAGAUAAAUAAUAGUGCCAGUUCCAGGUUGGGGUGGUGGCUUGGACAAUGUGCCCCCAGCAAGUGACACUGUCAUGUUUUGUCUCCACCUCCAUUAUUUUCCAACAUCCCUAGCUAGGAGUGCCUUUUAUCACCUUUGGAUGGAGCAACAGCUGUGGUCACUUCUGUAUUUAAAAUCCCUCCUUUGGCAACCCUACAGCUUUGAGAGUGCCACAGUUAACGCCAGGGCAAAGAUGACUGACUUGAACCUCCUUCCUAAUUCUCUUCCACAGUUUCUCAGUACAGAGAGCAAUUUAAUUACAGUGACUGCGUUGACUCCCAGGAAUGCCACCCAGGCUAUUUUGGCUUUGCUACAGCAAUGAGGAAAUAUUUUCGGGUGAAGUUCACCUGCUGCCAUUCUGCUGCAUGCAUUGAGGAUGGAUUCGGAAGUAAGUAUUGUUGGGGGAAUAUCGGGGUUGAAGCCAGAUAUCCUGGGCUGCCUGAAAUGUCCAAUAGAAUCCAAUUGCCAGUAAAAUGGGGCAUUUAGGUGAGAAUGUCAGCACAAUCUCAUCCAGCAAGUAGUGAGGGGUGUUGCACCAAGCAUGAAAACAGCACAAUCAUUUGCGCUUAUAAGCAAAGGAAGCAAAGGGGCAGCUAAGUCCAUAUAUAGCAAUACUUCCACAUUCUACUAACUUCCGCUGGCUUCUAACAUAUUCCGGGGAAAUUUGUUGUCAAUUAACCUUGGGGCAGGUAAGAGAUAACGGCAAAUUUCAGCAUGGGCAAAUAUAGCAGCAUUUUUAUUUCAUUGCCUACAACAACCCAGUAGCAUCAUUCCUAACAAAUGAAAUUGUUAAUGGUAUUGAUCGCAAUGAAGAUGAUCAGAGUUGAUUGCCAGUCAUAAUUUACCCAAGAAUGAACUCAAAAAUGGUGUUCCUGGCCACAAUUUCAAAUAGAUGGAAGGUUGGCAGGGUCUGCCCCCCCCCCAAUUGUUGUCAUAUUGUAAUCACAAGUUCCCCUUGAAACUUUUAUAUUAGAUUUUCCCAGCUGGCACAUUUGACUGCAGUUGUAGAACACCCUGGUGGGUGUCAUAAUCCUUUAUACAAACCGGAAACUAAGAGCCAGAAUGGACUUGGCAUGCCAAAGAAAACAGAAAUCUAACCAGAUUUCAUUUUGACAGUGCAUCCUGGGAGAUAUGGUCCUCUGGAGUGCCCAGCCUGCUUCUCUAACAGCACCACUGAUUGCGAGAGCAUGACAGCCCGCAGGUGUCCUUAUAAAGCGACUAAAUGUAUAACCUUUGGUGGUAUUAUGAAGCAAGGUGAGUAGAACUUCCGAUCAGUACAGGGGAAAACAAGCAGCUGUCAGCCAUCAACUACCCAUCCCCUUUUUGGCCAAAUAUGAAGAAAGCAAAGGGAGGAGGGAGAUGUGUUUUAUUUGAGGGAAAAUAUUUAAUGUUUUCAUCAACAUGAGAUUUCCUUGCUAGAAACGAGUUUUGGGGAAAUAUAUCUGUCCCUGAUUUCUGUAUGUGAGAAAGAGAAAUAAAGGGAUAAAAGAAGGACCCUAGGAAGGUGGGAUUUCCUGAUUAUCGGGGAGGUACACAAUGUUGGCCCCAGUCCUCAGUCACUGGCAUGCUAUUGGCCUCACUCACAGAUCGCCCUGAUCACAUGCAAGCAGGCAUGAAAACAGCUGUCGUUCCCAUUUUGAGUUUCCCCAGGCCCUGGAAGGAUGCUAUAUUGUGGGCCUUAUGGAAGAUUCAAUUGUUGGCUAAAUUCACAUGUGUGAGCUUCACCCAGUAGCCUUGAUCUGGUCAGAAUACCAAUAGACAAGGAAGAAAGGUAAAGCAGGAGGACUUCCGGGGUGGCGCCUCCGGAAAAUGGCGGAAUUCCCUUCGAACUGAAGGGAACCCGCUGCACGGAGGCUUGGGUCCUGCCGCUACGGCGCAGCGGGGACCCUUAAAAACCACAGGCGGAAGAAGCCUGUGGGCGUGGGACUCGGCGGGCACCGAGAGCGCUCUCCCCUUGUACAGGAGCCCGGUAGCGGGCUCCGGAGUGGAGGUGCGUGGUGCUGUGAGUCGUCUGCUUCCUCCGUGCAGCAAAGCCGCACUGCCGUUUUCGGAGAGCGCUGCCUUUUUCCUGGACAAUUUGGCAUCUAAAACAUCUAUCCGUGAGUACCCGAUCCUGGAAGAGCUGAACUACUUUUAAGAUUGGUGAAUAAAUAAAUAACAUUGGACUUGAACUUGAAAUUGAAUUUAAUUGGGACUCGGACGGAAAGGUCUAAACAGGAAGUCGCCUUCCGUUCUUUUGUUACGUGAAGAAAGCAAAGACAAAUUAUACUAAAGCCUGGAAACUAAAUUCUGAGAGAACUAAAAUUCAACAUCUAAGAGUUCUGAACCCCCCCCUCCGAUUGCAGGAGAAGAAGGGGUUGUUGUGAUCUUGUCCACCCUGCGGGAGUGAGUUUAAAAUAAAGUAAUUUUCCACCGCCCUGAACCAGGAGCGGGCUGUCAGAACUGACGUUUUGAAGCUUAUCCAGCUCGACAGAUAGUUAAAAGAAGGGUAACAUUUUGAUUCUACUGUUGCCUCUUGAAUUUGAAAGGGGGAAUUUUGGAUAAAGUGUUUCUGGAAAAAGAAAGAUUGUUACUGUUGUUUUUCCCCCUCUUAAAAAAAAAAAAAAAAGGGUUUUCCAUCUAGUGGAACUGAGUGAAAUUGCAAUGCAGAGAGUUUAAAAGAGAAGGAUCAUUCUCGUGGGAAAGAAUUUUUUCUGACCUUGAAGGACAAUGCUUGUACAAAGGCUUGAACAAGUGUUCCUGGAAGGUUUUGCAAAAUUAAGUGCCCAGCUGGACCAGAUGCGUCAGGAGUCGACCUCGAUGAGGACAGAAGUCACCAGAGCACAGCAGCAAACAAAUGAAAUUCAGUUAAAGUCUAUACAAGUAUAUGAACCUGCUGUAGCGACGGAGGCUUCAGAGAUGGAGGGACCUAUGGAUGGGCAAGAUCAGCCUUUGAACUUGAUAAAUGAACUUGGGACAAACCUGAUUCGGAAAGAUGAAAUGUGGUCAGAUUUGGAAAUGGGGGGAUGGAUUGACACCCCCCUAUAUGGUUAUUUGGACUUUCCGAGUCUAGUGAUGGGCCAUCAGAGGAAUGGAGUAGUCGAAGUCUCCAAGUUUCGUGGAAAUUGGAAGUGGUAUUAUCUGCUGUCUGGCUUGGGCAAUGGGUUUGGGAUGGACUUGCUGCAAAGAGUCAAAAGCAUCUUCUUGCUGGAGUAUCCACGACUGAAAGGGAAACAUCAACAAGAGUGGCGAAAGGGGCAAGAAAGAGACUUGAGGGCCUCGGAUUUGAGACAACCAGGUUAAGGAGCCGGAUUAUUGAGGUUAAAAGGACUGACAAUCCCGGGUCCAGGGGAGGAGGCUGGAAGUUGACUGGAUUGAAUCUGACUUAUUGUUUUUGUUUUCUUAUUUUUAAUAUUGGGAAUGUUUAUAAAUGUUUGAAGGAUGUUGAAUGAAAUUAUAUGACUUAAGUAAGGAUUGGUAAAUGAUUUGAAAAAGGUAAUGAUGUAAGAAUUUGCUAAAUAUUGAAUAUAAGCUUUGAGUUUUAAAGUUUUUAUAUGACAAGAGGGAAGAUAGAAUAAGGAAACGCAAUGAUAGAUUGUUAUGAAAAAACAGAAAGGAUUUGCUGUAAAAAUUAAAUACUAAGAAACAAGAGACGGAAGGAGGAGGAAGUCUAGAAAGGAAGUUAAUGGAGAUCGUAAAGGAUUUUAUAUUUCUGUUUUUCUGUUUUUCUUUUUUUUUUCUUUUUUGCGGCUGGGUUUUUUCUUCUUUACUAUUUCUGUAUUAUUUUUGUUUUAUUUGUAUUUUCAAUUUUUUUUGGAAAUUUUUGUUGUUACUUGUUACUCUUUGAAAAUUUAAUAAAUAUCAAUUUAAAAAAAGAAAAAGAAAGGUAAAGCAGGGCUUGUGGAAGACAUCAGAUGCAGACUGUUCUCAGGUGCACUGACCCUGACAUUUGUCCAAAGAUGCCUGACUCUGAUGCCAAGCCUGACUCAUAUUAUCCUGCUGCACCUUUCAUUUCAGUGUCUUUUUUUGAGUGAAAAGAUAUCUUCUGAAUAUUCAGAGAACAUAACUGGGUUGGGGGUAAAGGGGGACAUAUGAUUCCAAUGGUCCUGCAAAUUGCAUGAGUGUGCUGGGUCCUGAAAUCAACCCUGACUCAUAUUAUCAUUCCUCUUUUUUCAGUGGGUAAAAGUGAAGUGGCAGCUGCUUUCAAAGGAUGUGCAACCCCAGAUUUUUGUAAUUACAUAACAACAGUCCCCAAAGGAGUAAUGCAAAGUUUAAAUAACUGGGUUUCAUUCAAUGUCAACCGAGCAGCAUGUUUUGAUGCCCAGUCAUCAUCCUAUACUUCUGGCCUGUAGAUGCGCCCUUCGUGGGACUUAGGAGGAAACUGCACCUAGCAGCGGGGGAGUGGAAGAUCUCUGAAGAUGCGAAAGAGUGAGUGUUUUUCUAGAAGGCAGGUGCAAGAGAGCAGAAAAUUGGGGUUUCAGAGCUCUAGUUAUAGAAAAUAUGACACAGGAGUUAUAUUUCCAUUGAAUUGUGAUCUGAAUAAAUUCAUAAAGCAGACAAA